Gadus morhua (Atlantic cod) is the source of this 6983-nucleotide messenger RNA. It is a transcript of the gene arhgef5, whose product is annotated as Rho guanine nucleotide exchange factor (GEF) 5. Gene Ontology annotation, biological process: activation of GTPase activity; intracellular signal transduction. The record is from RefSeq and is a predicted model, not a curated record. The coding region runs from base 600 to 6338 and encodes 1912 amino acids. Lineage: Eukaryota; Metazoa; Chordata; Actinopteri; Gadiformes; Gadidae. Gene Ontology annotation, molecular function: protein binding; guanyl-nucleotide exchange factor activity. Gene Ontology annotation, cellular component: nucleus; cytoplasm. The transcript is spliced from 15 exons.
UCACCGACCUUACCUGUCGUGUUACACAGACACACCCGGUUACUGCAUAUCAACCAAUCAAAUCUCUGAGAAAGUGAACCUGCUGGAGGUUCACUUCCUGUGUCACCGCUGGGAAAAGAAGCUGGAGGACAUUGAUCUACUUUUAAGUUCUCCUACUUAAGUGUUGCCGUGGUUAAUGGGGAAGGGAACGCUUGAUUGUCCUUAGGCGUACUGCCAAGACUGCACUUAAUUUAACAUGCGAAACGUCGUUCCCAACGCGGGCUGUGAAGACAAGACACGGGAGGGAAAGGAGGGGAAGAUAAGUGUCAUCUGUUGAAACUUGUUUGGGAAUUCAAGGAAGGAGACGCAGAGGAGGGCUGUCGUGGAUAAUGAAAAGAACGCAGUAAGAGUGGAAAUUAAGGAGUGCUCUUAGUUUCAGGCACACUGUAGGCUAUGUGUUUAUUUUUUACAUCAAACACGUUUUUAAUAGAAGAACGUUUUAUGACAAACUGUAACCUUUGAGCUGUGGUUUCUGAAAGCCAAUGCUUUCUCGCUGAACUGGACAGAGGGGAUACAGAAACUCUGCACCACUGCAUUCAGGACUUGCGGAUAAUGGUACCAUGGGGACCAAACGGCCCAGUUGGACCCUAUUUGACACGCAGCCCAAUCAAAACAAAGCUGUCCUUCCCCAUCAGUCAGAUGCACGCAUCUCCGGGGAACCCAGCCAGAGAACCCCCGGGACCACAGGCCCCAGCGACCGAGGCAGGGGGAGACUACGAGAAGAAGAGCGGAGGGGAGCUAGAGAAUCGGAGCGAAUGAACCCUAGGAACAAGAGGAAAGACGGGGAACCGAUGGACUGGUACCCGGGGAGGGAGCCGGUCCCAGGACCCGGAACCAGGGGGGAGAGGGAAUGGACGGUGCGAGAGAGGGAGAAAGUGGAGGAGAAAUUAAGAAAUGGAAGACUGGUGUCGUAUUCAGAGUAUGACAUGGACAAAGUGGCAAAGAAAGGUGGAACAUUUCCCCGAAUGAGAAACGGCAGCAGGGAGCAAGCUAAAAUAAUGACUGCAUUAAGGGAGGAGGAGAUGGACAGGGACCGGAAGGCGCUCACGGAACGGCCAAGAAGAACAGAGAUUGAACGGGAACCGGAGCGAGAAGGGGACAGAGCUAGGCGAACAGAGAGGCAUGGCGAUAGAGAGAGGUACAGAGAAAGAGAGAGGGAUGGCGGGAGACCCAGGGUCAAAGAUGAAGGGAGACCGGGCGGGGGCAGAACCAGGGAGGAGAGGCCGGCACCGCAAAGGGAAAGACUGAGAGAUCCAGACCACAGCUUUCCAGAAAGAAGGAGGGAGAGGGAAGGGGACACCAGCGACUUGAGGGACCGGCGGGAGAGAGAGAUUGCAAGGGAGAGAGAAAGAUCAAAGCUAAGCGUCGGAGACAGAGUAAGUAAAGCGCCUAGUCCACGCAGAAGAGACAGAGAGGGGUAUUUUGAGAGUGAGAGGGAGAAUUGGGAAAGGGCAAAGACAAGAGAUGGGAAGAGAGACACAAAAAGCGAGGGAGACAGUGAUGGAGGAGCAGGGAAACGGUGGGCAAAGGACCGAGAAAGGGAAUCCCAUCACAGCCGAAGCGAGGGGGACACCGAACGGCAUAUGAGAAAUAAGGGCAGAGACGUGCCUCGAUACAGAGAUGACGAGAGGCAGAGGCACAGAGAUGCCAGGCAGCGAGACCAGGCCAUCAGCUCUGAGAAAACAAGGGACUUGUACAGAGAGAGGGACCGGAGAAAGGAGAGGGACUUUGCGGAGGACUCGAGACGGUCAGAUACUACUGUCAGAGACAGAAAGGAGCGGAGGCCAGAGGACAGACAGAGGGCAAGUGACGAGCGAGUGCGACACAGGUAUAGGGAGGAGGAGGAGAGACAAUACAGGGCAAGAGCGGAGGAGGAGAGAAGGUACAGGGACAGACGAGAAAGACCAGCAGACCCACGGCAGUAUGACCCAGGCACAGGCAACGCAGGCAAGCCAGUGAGUGAAACGCCCCCCAAGGCACUGCCCCGAGACCAGAGUAGCGGUGAGUGGAGCAGUGAUCUAGACAGCGAGAUCAGACAGACUUGGACUAAAGACAGUUAUGAGGAAAGGGAGUCUGAGGGUGAAAGCACGGCGGAAAGCGAUCGAGAUGUUGGGCGAGAUCGUAGCAGGGCCGUAGCCAGCCGAUGCGUUGAUGAAUUAGAGCGAUCAGCCGAACGACGAGGGGAGAGGACGGGCCCUGUGCCGCAGCACAGGAGGAUGUGGUUGGAGCCACAGAGGAGGAAAUGUAGCAAAGACUCCUCUUUAGAAGAUGAAUUUGUUGAGGCGCGAACCGGGCUUACAGACAAAACCAUGGGGCAAGAGAGGAGGUCAGGUAUAGAGGGGGGGAAGGAACGUGGGAGACCACUAGAGGAGCCCUAUCGGAGGUUAUCAGAUGAAGGACGACAGGUUGAUCGACCCAGAGACCCCAAAGAAGAGACCGAAGGUGUCAGUGUAGAUGCAGAGGAGUUCUUGGCAGAAAGGGAAAAGGAGGUGAUGGAGUCUCCUUUGAGUGCCCAAAGAAGGGGUUUCAGGGACGCCGGGCAAGGGGGCAUGAAAGAUGGUGUAAAACAGGGUGAGAGAGAUCCCGGGAGCGAUUGCACACGUUCAGAGAGCGAAGGAGGAAGUGAGACAGGGUGGGACCUAGGCAGAGACAAAGUGUUAUCUGGAGAGGACGGUUUUAUUACCGUCUCGAGUGGUGGUGAUGAGGAAGACGAGAGGGAGGAGUUUGAAGACUGCAGUGAAUUCUGGGAAGAUGGACAUUCUUACCAUGGCCCUCAAGCAGAAGAAAUGGGAAGACGCAAUAGGCAAAGAGAAGACAAAGAAUAUGUCAUCGAAGAAGAGGAAAACGAAGAAGAAGCAGAAGCCGCACCGCCGGGAACGGAGAUGCCCCCCAAGUAUGUGUUCUGUGUCAUCGGGCAAACGGAGCCGCUGGAGGAGCACAGCGAGCCAUCCGAGACGGAUCAGCUGGAAAAAGUGGAAGACAACGUGCCAGGAAGCCGUCUGCCCUGUGAUGUUGAAACGGCAGCACAGCCCCUCCAUGACACGCAUCCUGUUCUCAGUCGUACUACAGAACUACAUGACGGCGAUGACCAGCACACACCAGACUCCACCAAGAGACAGCCCACCGAGGAUCCCUCGCCGAGCAAUGAGAGCUCCUACACUGCUGAGUCUGCCUCCCUGAUGGAUGUCAAGCACCGGGAAACUGGCGUCCGAACGGAGAGGGACCCCGAGCACCCCUACGCUGAGAUCAGAGCGGUGAGCAGGGAUGAACAGACGGAGCAGCUCCUGGUGCAGUGGAGAGACAAACAAAGCGAGUACAGAGGUCUGCCGGAGAGCAGCCCGGCCCAGGAGGGGCCCGACCGGGUCUACGCCGACACUCGUGGUGAUGUGGUGGUCUCACAGGAGAAGUCGGUGCCCCUUCCGACCCACCCACAGACCACACAACCUGAGGACGUUAGGCCAGGGGAGGCGGAGGAGGACGAGGAGGACGAGGUGUCCAUCCGUGUCCGCAUGAGCGGGGCCUGGGGCAUGGAGGAGGAGGCCAAGCGACGCUCCCAGGCCCCGCACCUCAAGUGGGCCAAAAACGUGGUGAGAAAGAUCCUGGGCUCCUCCGAGGAAUGUGGCAUCGACCAAGACACCCCGUCCUCACCGGGGAACCUGGCUGAGCCGACCCGGCCCGAGGUGGGGGCCCAGGCGGCCGGACUAGAGGGACACACAAAGCCAGACACCACAGCCACCUCCGGCGACGGACAAGAGUCGCUGGGCAGCGACCAUGACUCAGGGCCAGAGGUGGAUGAGGGGAACACGGAGCCGCUGGAGUCGGAGGAGCUGAGAGGUAGGGCGCAGAGCCGCCGCGACAUGCAUGCUGAGUCGUGCGCCGACAUGCAUGGAAUCAACGCUGCAUACACUCAUACCGACACACGCGUGGUAGUGCAGGGCCCUGCGAUUCAUGUGGACAGAGAGGCAGGGGACCCCCAGAACCCGAGGGCUGACGGGACGCAGCUGGCCGAUGGGGCAGCGGGGGGGUCAGGGGAAGGGGAGGGGGACGGCAGGAAUGAGGUGGAGAUGAUGGCGCAUAAGGAGGCCAUGAGGGCAAAGGAGGUGGAGAUGUAUCUCUCUGUGAGCAACACCCUGUACAAGCCCCGCAGCUGUCCCUGUCUAAACUAUGACUCGGAUGCCAACCCCCUCGGAGAGACCACCACCGCCCAGCACAGCCAAGGGCAGGAGGGUGUGGGGGGGCCGGGUGAGGGGGAGAAAGGGGAAAAGGGCCAGGCGACUGAGGAGAGCAGUGUUGUUGUGUUGAGGCAUGGAGGGAGUGGGUCAGAGGAGGAACAGGGGAGGGAGUGGGGGGAGGUAGGGAAGCUGGCCGAGGGGCGAGAAGCCACCGCGGUGGUGGGCAGAAGCUGUAGUUUGCUAGAGCUGGGCACCAAGGGGCCCACGCGACGAGGGGGAUUCCGCAAAACAACCGAGCGAAGAAAAGAAGAGCAUGUAGAGGAGAAGGAGGAGGAAGAGGAGGAGGAAGAAGAAGGAGAUGUUGGAAGGGACCGCAGAACCAGAAUUUUCGCCGCCACAGACGAGGAGAGUGCCUUUUCCGAAACCUGGGGAGAAGAAGACCUCAGGAAUGUUUUGGACAAAGUUGGAAGAAAUAAAAGGAACUCCAAGAUUUUCAACGCUGCCCAGCUCUACCAGCAGUACAGCGAGGAGGCUCAGAACAUAGAGAUCCUGCGCCAGUCGCACUUCACCGUUGUGCCUGUCCACGCGGAGCGCCCCGCCGGGCCCCUGCCGUCCGGACCCCCGACCUCGGCUCCUCCCGCUCCCCCCUCUGCCCCCGCCAGCAGGCCCCUGCCCCCGCUCCCACUCGUCCCUCACCCUCACUCGCUGUCCAGCUCGCUGUCAAGCUCGCGGAGCAGCGGCAGUGCCAAGAACCUGCCCCUCCCCGAGACCCCUAAGGCCGAGCCCCGCCCCCCGUCCCCGCGCCUCUCCAUCUCCCUGGGCCAGUCCACCUCGCUGUGGCAGGACCUGCCGGGGGUCCGCAACAGCACAGACCUGGGGCAGCUCUCGGAGGACCAGAGGCGUCUGCAAGAGGUGCGGUUUGAGGUUGUCACCUCGGAAGCGUCGUACUGCCGCAGUCUGGACAUCGUGGUGGAGCAUUUUGUCAAGUCUAAACAGCUGGGGGUGCUGUUAACUACUCAGGACAGAAGCUGGCUCUUUUCCCGCUUCGCCGAUGUCCGCGCCAUAAGCCACAGUUUUCUGUCAAAGCUGGAGGAGAAGGUGGAGUCCGACAUGCUCCAGUUCACUGUGUGUGACGUCAUCGCCCGACAUUGCCAACGCUUCAAGAUGGUUUAUGUGCCCUAUCUCACCAAUCAGUCAUACCAAGAUGCUACCUACCAGAGGCUGAUGAAUGAAAACCAGAGGUUCAAGCGGGUGGUGGAGAAGCUGGAGAGGAGUCCGGUAUGCCAGAGGCUUCCCCUGCGCUCCUUCCUCAUCCUCCCCUUCCAGAGGAUCACACGCAUCAAGCUGCUGGUCCAGAACAUAGUGAAAAGGACCGCCCCCGGUACAGAGGAGGUGGUGCAGGCCAUCAAAGCACUAAAACUGCUGGAGAAGAUGAUACAAGAGAGCAAUGAUAGUAUUUCCCAGAUGAAAAGCAUCGAGUCCCUAGUCUCCCUCAGCGCCAUGGUGGACUUUGAGUGCAAGACUCUGCCACUGGUCAGCCAGUCUCGGCGUCUGGUGAGGGAGGGGCCGGUGACGGAGCUGAUGGAGUUCUCUGUGAAGGACACGGAGAGGAGCAUCUACCUGCACCUCUUCAACGACCAUCUGCUGCUGUCGCUUCACAAAGAAGGGGGAAGAUUCACUGUAAUUGACCACUCCCCCGUGUCGGACCUACGUGCUGAGAACUGUCGGGUGAAGCUUCACUCCCUGCAGAAGAACCUAUUCCGGCUGCACCUCUCGCAGAAAGCCCUGCUGCUGAGAACUGACACACAGAACGAUAAGCUGCGUUGGAUCUCUGCUAUAUCCCGGCCCCAACCUGAGGUGGAUUUCUCCGCUGCACAAGAUUUUACGCAGAUGCAGUGUAUACGUGCGUUUAUCACUCAGCAACCCGAUGAGCUGUCCCUGGAGAAAGCUGACGUCAUACUGGUGCACCAGCAGAGCGGCGAUGGCUGGGUAGAGGGGACUAAACUCUCUGACCGGCAUCGUGGUUGGAUGCCUGAAUCCCACCUAGAGACCAUCACCAACUCGGGAGUCUGCCAACGCAAUCUGCAGGACGCCCUCAAACUGACCACGGCCACCGCUGCCGUGUGAGCAACACCCCAUUGGGGGAGGGCCGACGCACACCCCAUUGGGAGAGGACUCAUUGAGAUUGUGGUGGAUUCACUGCAUAGCAAGUGAAUGCAAGCUGGCCAUCUGUGGAGGCUAGCUGAAAUGUGGAGGACACUGAGGCACCAAAGACUCUGUUCAUAGAGAAACAGACUGACGACCAAACGAUGUCCAUUGCAGUGUUGUUGCUGGGCUUUUGGGUUGUAUGUAGCAGGGGUUUUGGCUGACAGUCGAAGAAAAGUAUAUAUCAUGAGCGAUGGCGCCUGUGAUGCAGUCAGGAUCGGUCUGUGGAAAAACGACUGUUUAGGGCAUGGCAAUAGUUCAAUACGAAAGAACUCACAAAGACAUGUUCUCUUGAAUAAUUAUAUUUUAAUAAAAAUACUAGAUACAAAAUACUAGAGAGACACACACACACACACACACACACACACACACACACACACACACACACACACACACACACACAGACACACACACAGAGAAUGUUUUGUCUUGAAUCUGUAUUUGUGCAUAUAAAAAGAAUGCAUGUUGGCCAAGUAUGAACCAAUGACAUUGGUGCAAUCAAACAUUUUGAGCUAUAUUACAUAUAUUUCAUGAAAUAUGUAAAUUAAAGCCUUCUCAAUCAUGAAA